Ceutorhynchus assimilis (cabbage seed weevil) is the source of this 3157-nucleotide messenger RNA. NCBI's taxonomy places the organism in Eukaryota, Metazoa, Arthropoda, Insecta, Coleoptera, Curculionidae. The record is from the annotation of a GenBank genome assembly.
GUUUACCCCACAUUCUCCAUCUCAAUUUGCCGCAAAUUUAUGGAUCGGCGGGCCAUUCCAGGUACGUGUAGUUUAUAGUUCAUUGUCCACGAGAGAUGCGGAGUGAACAUUUUACAAAACAGGCGUUCAUCAGAAGAUUGAUGAUUAAAGGUGAAUGUCCAUUAAAAUAUUUCGAUUUUACUUUAAGAAGUCGCAAGCUCCGGAGCUAUUAGUUUGGAGUAGCUCCUAAAAAGAAUCAACCAGUGAGGAACGGUUACAGGAGUAAGGGGGAAGCUCCGAGAGAGAGUCAGAGCGACUUUAGUAGUUGUAGUUGAUUUUCAUCAUUUAUCAUUUGGUCGGUGUCGAAGUCGAGUACACCUCGAGAGCGCUCUCUGGAACAUGGAACAGUUCGUAAAUAAACGGUCAGUUAGCCACACCGAAACUCCGAGACAACCCUGCCUGUCAACCUGUCACUUGAUUUUUGCCGCCAUUUAUAGACAAGCGUCACGACAAGAGGGUUGUUUAACCGAAGGGUAAAAUAAAGGCCCACUUUGAUUAAAUUAAAUACUCGACACAAACAGGUAAGUGACACUUUAAUGUUAAAUAAAUAAUUGUCAACUUUAAUUGAAGUUAAAUUGACAAGUAUUUACAACAAACUAAAAUUUGUUAAACUCGGCAUUCAAAUUCCCCGCGCGCGAAGUCAUUUGGAUCGUAUUUCCUGUUGUGUAGACGAAGCGUAGCUCCGCGUUAAAUUUAGUCAGUGCUUUAACGAGUUUGUUUCAAUAGAGAAACUUAUAAAAAUACCACAAAAAACACUUAUUUAACAUUAAAAGUUGAUUAAACUGUCAACGCGUAGGAAUUUUGAUAUCUUCAAUUAGACAGCGACAUCCCUCUUUUCUUUUGCAAUUUGCGAAGUGAAUAUGUCUGGACCCGAACGAAGAAGCGAAGAUUGGGAUAAAAAUGGACCACCAGUUAAUCCCGAAAAAGAAGAACCUGCUUACGAUGGACCACCAGGCAUGGACCCUGACGGUGUCAUCGAAUCCAACUGGGAAGAAGUCGUCGACAAUUUUGACGACAUGAACCUAAAAGAAGAACUCCUAAGAGGAAUUUACGCUUACGGUUUCGAAAAACCCUCUGCCAUCCAACAGAGAGCCAUAAUACCCUGUGUUAAAGGACUCGAUGUUAUUGCUCAAGCACAAUCGGGUACAGGCAAAACGGCCACCUUUUCGAUCUCUAUUUUGCAACAAAUUGAUACUGCCGUGCGCGAGUGUCAAGCUUUGAUUUUGGCCCCGACUCGUGAGUUGGCUCAGCAAAUUCAAAAGGUGGUCAUUGCUUUGGGGGAUUUCAUGUCCGCCCAAUGCCACGCCUGUAUUGGUGGUACCAAUGUCAGGGAGGAUAUGAGGAAACUUGAGACUGGAGUACAUGUUGUUGUGGGAACUCCAGGUCGAGUCUACGACAUGAUAACUAGAAGAGCCUUAAGGCCCCAUCACAUAAAAAUGUUUGUCCUGGACGAGGCCGACGAAAUGUUAUCUCGAGGUUUCAAAGACCAAAUCCACGACGUAUUUAAGACCUUAAACGCAGACGUCCAAGUAAUCUUACUUUCCGCUACCAUGCCCCCAGAUGUACUCGACGUGACUAAGUCAUUCAUGAGAAAUCCUAUUAGGAUCUUGGUCAAGAAGGAAGAACUCACCCUGGAAGGUAUCAAACAGUUCUUCGUCUAUGUCGAAAAGGAGGAUUGGAAGUUAGAAACUUUAUGUGAUUUGUAUGAUACUUUGUCGAUUACGCAGGCUGUAAUCUUUUGUAAUACACGUCGCAAGGUGGAUUGGUUGACUGAGAAUAUGCAUAAAAGGGACUUCACUGUAUCGGCCAUGCACGGUGACAUGGAACAGAAAGAACGGGACGUUAUUAUGAGGCAAUUUAGGACUGGAUCGUCUAGGGUGCUUAUAACUACCGAUUUGUUAGCUAGAGGCAUUGAUGUACAACAAGUUUCACUAGUAAUUAACUACGAUUUACCGUCUAAUAGAGAGAAUUACAUCCAUCGAAUUGGUCGAGGUGGUCGUUUUGGACGUAAAGGUGUGGCAAUUAAUUUUGUCACCGAGGAUGACAAGCGUACGUUGCAUGACAUUGAGCAAUUCUACAAUACGAAGAUUGACGAGAUGCCAAUGAACGUAGCGGAUUUGAUUUAAUUCGAACUCUUUAAAUAAUUGAGCGACUGAAUGAAGUGCGAAAACGUUACCUACUGAGUUUCAGAUUUGGAUACAUUUUUUUUUAAGCAGCAAAAGUAGAGACCUCAUUGUGCGCCAUUAAUCGGUCUCUUUGGGCUAGCGACGGACGCGUUUUUUCACGCUCAAAUUAAUUUAAAAAGAAAAACUUUCUAAGUGUAUUUUAAUUAUUUUUCUAUAUUUUAUCGUGUAAUCAUUAGUGUAUAACUAUUUUAUUUAAAGCUAACUGGACAGUAGGUGCGCAUGGGCGCCGCCUUUUUCUGGCGGGUUCUCCCGCCAGCAGUACCUAUUUGCCUCAGAAAAGAUUUGGUAGGUUUUUGGAAUGGUUAUUUUAAUCAUAAAAGAUGUAAAAGAAAAUUUUUUCCAUAUUCAAUGUUAAAUAUUUUGUAUCAUAUAAUUUAAAAAUAAAACUUUCAGUUCCGGAUAAACAAUUUAAAAACGAAAAAAAAAAAAAAAGAUUUCCAGUAUAAUCAAUUGAAUUCUUUCCUUACCUCUUUGACAAACUUCUCUUCCUACUGGCAGACCUUUUAAUCCUUGACCCGCUCCUUCUAACAACCUCCCUACUUCUCUUUCUAGAAGUGGACCGUUUCCUCUUCCUAUCAACUUCACUGUCUGAACUGUCCUUGUUGGACCUAUAGUGACGCUUCUUCUGGAUACUAUUUUCGUUUUUCCGUAUCUCGAAUUCGCGGGAGCUAGACCUGGAGCGUCUCCGGUCCUUUUCUGGAUGCUCCUUGGAACGGGACCGAGAUUUCUCUCUGUUGGAUCCUCGACUAGAUGACCGGGAUUUUGAAUGGCCUGGAGACCUGGAACCAUUUUUGGAUUUGGAUCGGGCACGUGCCAAUUGAUUGUUAUCGGCUAGCGACAUCAGUUUGGCUUGAAGUUUAGACAUUGGUGGACCAGAACUAUCACUGAGAAAGUCAAAUAUUGUUAAAAUUUAUGUAUUUUUUCUUUUUCAU